AUGGAAGAGAAGCGAAUCACUCUCCAACAACAAUUUCGAGCUUUAGAUGAUAAACAACGUUCAUGGUCAGAAUGGAGACGUACUAAUGAAUCAUACAUACAACAUACAGGGUAUGACAUUGGACAAAUACAACAACUAUAUUCUAUGUGCGAAGAAUCGCUUGUACGUUAUCGAUCUCAUAUAAAAGAACAACGUACAGACGAUACCAUCACACGAUAUCUUUCUCCUAUCAAUUUACUUGUGGUUACAUUAUGGUAUUUAAAACAUUAUCAUUCUGAACGUUAUAUUUCUACAGAAUUAAAUUUGGGUCCAUCAAUAGUGAAUUAUUUUCUAAGAGAGGUUAUUUAUAUUUUAUACUCCUGUGUAUAUCCGGAAUU
This is a messenger RNA of Rotaria sordida, 377 nucleotides long. NCBI's taxonomy places the organism in Eukaryota, Metazoa, Rotifera, Eurotatoria, Philodinida, Philodinidae. The record is from the annotation of a GenBank genome assembly.